This is a messenger RNA of Fusarium coffeatum, 1428 nucleotides long. RefSeq lists its product as uncharacterized. The record is from RefSeq and is a predicted model, not a curated record. The coding region runs from base 1 to 1428 and encodes 475 amino acids. Gene Ontology annotation, cellular component: membrane. Lineage: Eukaryota; Fungi; Ascomycota; Sordariomycetes; Hypocreales; Nectriaceae. The transcript has 2 exons.
AUGGGUGCUCUUCUAUCUUUACCGCUUCUUGCGGUACCAAGCGUCGGUACUAUUGUGUCCUUCGCUGCUAGUUGCUGUGGUGCUGCGACCUGCUCUAUGGUCUGCAGUGCCUGUGGCAAAUGCGGCAAUAGUGUCGCAACCCGUAUCGCAUACGCCCUUCUCCUCCUCGUAAAUUCCAUUAUCGCCUGGAUAAUGCUCACGCCCUGGGCAAUAAAGAAACUCCAGAAACUUACUCUCGACUACGUUACGAUCAAUUGCCCAACUGGCGAAUGUCAUGGCUGGUUCGCUGUUCACCGAAUCAACUUCGCGCUCGGUCUCUUCCAUCUCAUCCUCGCUGGCUUGCUUUUCGGUGUCGCAACCUCAAAGAAUCCUCGUGCUUCCAUUCAAAAUGGCUACUGGGGCCCCAAGAUUAUCGCCUGGCUCGCCUUUGUUGUUCUUUCGUUCCUGAUUCCCGACGAAUUCUUCCUGUUCUGGGGCAACUACGUCGCAUUCGCUGCGGCUAUGCUGUUCCUCUUGCUCGGCCUUAUACUGCUUGUUGAUCUUGCUCAUAAUUGGGCUGAGUACUGCCUCGCCCAGAUCGAAGACACGGAUUCGAGAGUUUGGCGAUUCGUCUUGAUCGGUUCCACUCUGGGCAUGUACAUCGGCUCGCUUGCCAUGACCAUUGUGCAGUACAUUUUCUUUGCUCGCGGCUCGUGCUCGAUGAACCAGGCUGUAAUCACUAUCAACCUCAUCUUCUGGCUUGGGAUCUCUGUCAUCUCUGUCAACCCUACGGUCCAGGAAUUCAAUCCCAAGGCAGGACUUGCUCAGGCCGCUAUGGUGGCUGUCUACUGCACAUAUUUGACCAUGUCUGCCGUGUCUAUGGAGCCCGACAGCAAGUGUAACCCUCUCAUCAUGGGCCAAGGAACACGAACGACAUCCAUUGUUAUCGGUGCCAUCGUUACCCUGCUUACAAUUGCAUACACUACCACCCGAGCUGCCACUCAGAGUCUUGGCCUUGGCAAUUCCAACGGUAUCCAGCUACCAGAGGACGACGAGCACGGACUGGUAACUCAGCAGCCAAGUGCUCGUCGUGAGAUGCGAGCAGAGGCUUUGCGCCGAGCUGUUGAGGAGGGUAGUUUGCCCGCUGAUGCCCUGCUGACCGACGAUGAAAGUGAAGCUGGCGACGCCCCCGCUGGAGACGACGAGCGCAACAGGACCCAGUACAGCUACACUGUCUUCCAUAUCAUCUUCUUUUUGGCGACAGCCUGGGUAGCAACCUUGCUUACCAUGAACUUCGACGAAUCCACCAAGGAUGGCGACUUUGCAACUGUUGGACGUACCUACGCAGCAAGUUGGGUCAAGAUUGUCAGUGCCUGGGUCUGCUACGGCAUGUAUACAUGGACAUUGGUGGCACCCGUUGUCCUUCCCGACCGUUUUGACUUUUCUUAA